AUGACAUAUCCUGUUCCAGACACAUCAGUUAUUGAUCUUGGCAGAAAGCUUUCUGCUGCUUUGUGGAGGACAUACAGGCCAUCAUCCGGAUUCAUGGUCAUCACAAACAUAUUGAGUUGGAAUCCAAAUACCUGGAUGCAUAUCACCAUUGGUUUGAGAACUCCCUUCGAUAUCUGGGAAUUUAUCUCAUCCUUUGCCAUCCUAGUGAGUUUCCAGAAAUCAUGGAUUCUUAUACACUCCCGACGAUCCUUCUCAGGGGGCUUGACUUCACCCAAAAUACCUACUACCUCUGAGUUAAAAACACUUGAGAGGGCUCGACAUGCUUGCUUUUUUCGCUUGCUUGGUUUCGCUGACCGCUUCCGUUUCUCUCUUUGUACUUCGCUUACCAGGAUAGUGUUAGUAUCGGUGGUGGUAGUAGUCUCAGAGGUAUUAUUGGAGAUAGUGCCAGAGAUGCUUCUCAAAGCUUCAAUAUCACUAGAGUAUGGCGAACCUGAGCUAGAAGGACUUGACUGGAUAUUAGCACCACCAUCAUCCUCGCCAUUCUCGCCAUUUUGA
Messenger RNA from Lobosporangium transversale, 555 nucleotides. RefSeq lists its product as hypothetical. The transcript is spliced from 2 exons. NCBI's taxonomy places the organism in Eukaryota, Fungi, Mortierellomycota, Mortierellomycetes, Mortierellales, Mortierellaceae. The record is from RefSeq and is a predicted model, not a curated record. The coding region runs from base 1 to 555 and encodes 184 amino acids.